UGUGACCCGAGGUGCCACACUUUCGGGGGCAGAGAGCCCAAGGCCAGCGCUGAGACCCGAGUCUCCAGAUCCCUGCAGGGUCCCCCCUGCGGGCUCCCACCAUGGACGUCAAGGACCGGCGCCACCGCUCCCUGACCCGGGGACGCUGCGGCAAAGAGUGUCGCUACACCAGCUCCUCCCUGGACAGCGAGGACUGCCGUGUGCCUACGCAGAAGUCCUACAGCUCCAGUGAGACUCUCAAGGCCUAUGACCACGAGAGCAGGAUGCACUAUGGAAACAGAGUCACAGACCUGGUGCACCGAGAGUCCGACGAAUUCCCCAGACAAGGAACCAACUUCACCCUCGCGGAGCUGGGCAUCUGCGAGCCAUCCCCACACCGCAGCGGCUACUGCUCGGACAUGGGGAUCCUGCAGCAAGGGUACUCCCUGAGCACUGGCUCCGACGCAGACUCGGACACGGAGGGAGGGAUGUCUCCGGAACACGCCAUCCGGCUUUGGGGGCGAGGGCUCAAGUCCAGACGCAGCUCUGGCCUGUCCAGCCGUGAGAACUCGGCCCUGACCUUGACUGACUCCGACAACGAGAAUAAAUCCGACGACGAGACUGUUGUGCCGGGAUCUCCCCUCAGUUCCUGCCCCAACUCCCCACUCUACCCUACCAAGUCUCUCCAACACGGUCGUCCCAUUCCACCUACAUCCUCGUCUAGCCUCCUCCCAUCUGCUCAGCUGCCUAGCUCCCAUAAUCCUCCACCAGUUAGCUGCCAGAUGCCAUUGCUAGACAGCAACACUUCCCACCAAAUCAUGGAUACCAACCCUGAUGAGGAGUUCUCCCCCAAUUCAUACCUGCUCAGAGCAUGCUCGGGGCCCCAGCAAGCCUCCAGCAGUGGCCCUCCAAACCACCACAGCCAGUCAACUCUGAGGCCACCUCUGCCACCUCCUCACAACCACACUCUGUCCCAUCACCACUCUUCCGUCAACUCCCUCAACAGGAACUCACUGACCAACCGUCGGAGCCAGAUCCAUGCCCCACCACCUGCCCCCAAUGACCUGGCCACCACACCUGAGUCCGUCCAGCUCCAGGACAGCUGGGUGCUAAAUAGCAACGUACCCCUGGAGACCAGGCAUUUUCUCUUUAAGACCUCCUCGGGAAGCACACCCCUAUUUAGCAGCUCUUCUCCGGGCUACCCUUUGACCUCAGGAACCGUUUACACGCCUCCACCCCGCCUGCUGCCCCGCAACACCUUCUCCCGAAAAGCCUUCAAGCUGAAGAAGCCGUCCAAAUACUGCAGCUGGAAAUGUGCCGCCCUGUCCGCCAUCGCAGCCGCGCUGCUCCUGGCCAUCCUGCUGGCCUAUUUCAUAGCAAUGCAUCUGCUCGGACUCAAUUGGCAACUGCAGCCGGCAGAUGGACACACCUUUAACAAUGGGAUAAGAACCGGCUUACCAGGCACCGAGGAUGGGGCAACAAUGCCAUCUGGAGGCAAAGUGCCCUGGUCAAUGAGAAACAGCAGCAUAGACAGCGGCGAGGCAGAAGUUGGCCGGAGAAUCACUCAGGAAGUUCCCCCAGGCGUGUUUUGGAGGUCCCAGAUCCACAUUGGACAGCCCCAGUUCUUAAAGUUCAAUGUCUCACUCGGGAAGGAUGCACUCUUUGGGGUCUACAUCCGGCGGGGACUGCCACCUUCACAUGCUCAGUAUGACUUCAUGGAGCGCCUGGAUGGCAAGGAGAAGUGGAGUGUGGUGGAGUCCCCACGUGAGCGCAGAAGUAUCCAGACACUGGUCCAGAAUGAAGCCGUGUUUGUGCAGUACCUGGACAUGGGGCUAUGGCACCUGGCCUUCUACAAUGAUGGCAAAGACAAGGAGACAGUGUCCUUCAGCACCGUAGUCUUAGAUUCAGUACAGGACUGUCCCCGGAAUUGCCAUGGAAAUGGCGAGUGUGUGUCAGGGCUGUGCCACUGUUUUCCUGGUUUCCUUGGAGCAGACUGUGCUAAAGCAGCCUGCCCUGUGCUGUGCAGCGGAAAUGGACAAUACUCAAAAGGCUCAUGCCAGUGCUACAGCGGCUGGAAGGGGGCUGAGUGUGAUGUGCCCAUGAACCAGUGCAUUGACCCCGCCUGUGGAGGCCACGGCUCAUGCAUCGAUGGAAAUUGUGUCUGCUCCACGGGCUACAAGGGUGAUCACUGUGAGGAAGUGGAUUGUUUGGACCCAACAUGCUCCAGCCAUGGAGUGUGUGUCAAUGGAGAAUGCCUCUGCAGCCCCGGCUGGGGAGGGCUCAACUGCGAGCUGGCAAGGGUACAGUGCCCAGACCAGUGCAGUGGCCAUGGCACCUACCUCCCAGAUACAGGGCUCUGUACCUGUGACCCCAACUGGAUGGGCCCUGACUGCUCUGUUGAAGUGUGCUCAGUAGACUGUGGCACUCACGGCGUCUGCAUCGGGAGAGCCUGCCGCUGUGAAGAGGGCUGGACAGGCGCCGCCUGCGACCAGCGCGUAUGCCACCCCCGCUGCACUGAGCACGGGACCUGUAGAGAUGGCAAAUGUGAAUGUCGAGAGGGCUGGAAUGGUGAACACUGCACCAUUGGUAGGCAAACGGCAGGCACCGAAACAGAUGGCUGUCCCGAUCUGUGCAGCGGCAACGGGAGAUGCACGCUGGGUCCGAGCAGCUGGCAGUGUGUCUGCCAGACCGGCUGGAGGGGGCCUGGAUGCAACGUCGCCAUGGAAACCUCCUGCGCUGACAACAAGGAUAAUGAGGGAGAUGGCCUUGUGGAUUGUCUGGAUCCUGACUGCUGCCUUCAGUCUGCCUGCCAGAACAGCGUGCUAUGUCGGGGGGCCCGGGACCCCCUGGACAUCAUCCAGCAGGGCCAGACGGACUCACCUGCAGUGAAAUCCUUCUAUGACCGCAUCAAGCUCUUGGCAGGAAAAGAUAGCACCCACAUCAUUCCAGGAGAAAAUCCCUUCAACAGCAGCCUGGUUUCUCUCAUCCGUGGCCAAGUGGUGACGGCAGAUGGGACCCCUCUUGUGGGUGUGAAUGUGUCUUUUGUCAAGUACCCCAAAUACGGCUAUACCAUCACUCGGCAGGAUGGCACGUUUGACCUCAUUGCCAAUGGGGGUGCCGCUCUGACCCUGCACUUUGAGCGCGCCCCAUUCAUGAGCCAAGAGCGCACAGUCUGGUUGCCUUGGAACAGCUUCUAUGCCAUGGACACACUGGUGAUGAAGACGGAGGAGAAUUCUAUUCCCAGCUGUGACCUCAGUGGCUUCGUCCGACCGGACCCCAUCAUCAUAGCAUCCCCCCUGUCUACCUUCUUCAGCGCUGCACCUGCACAGAACCCCAUCAUUCCAGAGACCCAGGUCCUGCAUGAAGAAAUUGAGCUCCCAGCUUCCACAGUGAAGCUUCGCUACCUGAGCUCACGGACAGCUGGCUAUAAGUCACUGCUGAAGAUCACCAUGACACAGUCCACAGUCCCCCUGAACCUCAUCAAAGUCCACCUAAUGGUGGCCGUGGAGGGGCAUCUCUUCCAGAAGUCCUUCCAGGCCUCACCCAACCUGGCCUAUACCUUCAUCUGGGACAAGACAGAUGCCUACGGCCAACGGGUAUAUGGGCUCUCAGAUGCUGUGGUGUCCGUUGGCUUCGAGUAUGAGACGUGUCCCAGCCUGAUUCUUUGGGAGAAAAGGACUGCCCUCCUGCAAGGCUUCGAGCUGGACCCUUCCAACCUUGGUGGCUGGUCCCUGGACAAGCAUCACAUCCUCAAUAUCAAAAGUGGAAUCCUGCACAAAGGCACGGGAGAGAACCAGUUCCUGACACAGCAGCCAGCCAUCAUCACCAGCAUCAUGGGCAAUGGCCGACGACGCAGCAUCUCCUGUCCCAGCUGCAACGGACUGGCUGAGGGCAAUAAGCUGUUGGCCCCCGUGGCACUAGCCUUGGGGGUGGAUGGGAGCCUCUUCGUGGGGGACUUCAACUACAUCCGGCGCAUCUUUCCCUCCCGAAACGUGACCAGCAUCCUGGAGUUACGAAAUAAAGAGUUUAAACAUAGCAACAACCCAGCACACAAGUACUACCUGGCAGUGGACCCUGUGUCUGGCUCCCUCUUCGUGUCUGACACCAACAGUCGCCGCAUCUUCCGGGUCAAGGCUCUGAGCGGUGCCAAGGACCUGGCAGGGAAUUCUGAAGUGGUGGCAGGCACUGGCGAACAAUGUCUGCCCUUUGAUGAGGCCCGAUGUGGGGAUGGAGGCAAGGCUGUGGAUGCCACACUGAUGAGCCCCCGAGGCAUUGCAGUGGACAAGAAUGGACUCAUGUACUUUGUGGAUGCCACCAUGAUUCGAAAGGUGGACCAGAAUGGUGUCAUCUCUACCCUGCUGGGCUCCAACGACCUCACAGCUGUGCGCCCCCUGAGCUGCGACUCCAGCAUGGAUGUGGCCCAGGUGCGCCUGGAGUGGCCCACGGACCUUGCCAUCAACCCCAUGGACAACUCCCUGUAUGUGCUGGAGAACAACGUUGUCCUGCGCAUCACCGAGAACCACCAGGUGAGCAUCAUUGCAGGCCGCCCCAUGCACUGCCAGGUGCCCGGCAUUGACUACUCGCUCAGCAAACUCGCCAUCCACUCAGCCCUGGAGUCGGCCAGUGCCAUCGCCAUCUCCCACACGGGCAUCCUCUACAUCACCGAGACGGAUGAGAAGAAGAUCAACCGGCUGCGCCAAGUCACCACCAAUGGCGAGAUCUGCCUCUUGGCAGGGGCUCCCUCGGACUGUGACUGCAAGAACGAUGUCAACUGCAACUGCUACUCGGGCGAUGAGGCCUAUGCCACAGACGCCAUCCUAAAUGCACCAUCAUCGCUAGCUGUGGCCCCUGAUGGCACCAUCUACAUCGCAGACCUGGGAAACAUCCGGAUUCGGGCGGUGAGCAAGAAUAAGCCAGUUCUGAAUGCUUUUAACCAGUACGAGGCUGCCUCACCAGGCGAGCAGGAGCUGUACAUCUUCAAUGCUGAUGGUGUCCACCAAUACACCAUGAGCUUGGUGACGGGUGAAUAUCUGUACAACUUUACCUACAGUGCAGACAACGAUGUCACUGAGUUGAUCGACAACAAUGGCAAUUCACUUAAGAUCCGACGGGACAACAAUGGGCUGCCUCGCCAUCUGCUCAUGCCCGACAACCAGGUUAUCACUCUCACCAUUGGGGCCAAUGGUGGCCUCAAGGUCGUGGCCACACAGAAUUUGGAGCUGGGCCACAUGACCUACGAUGGCAGUUCUGGCCUCCUUGCCACCAAGAGCGAUGAAACUGGAUGGACAACUUUUUAUGACUAUGACCCCGAGGGACGCCUGAGCAACGUGACACGGCCCACAGGCGUGGUGACCAGCCUGCACCGGGAGAUGGAGCGUGCCAUCACCAUCGACAUUGAGAACUCCAACCGUGAUGAUGAUGUCACCGUCAUUACCAACCUGUCUUCAGUGGAAGCAUCAUACACUGUGGUACAAGAUCAAGUGCGGAACAGCUACCAGCUGUGCAGUAAUGGAACUUUGCGGGUGCUGUAUGCUAACGGCAUGGCUGUGAGCUUCCACAGUGAGCCCCACGUUCUGGCUGGCACAGUCACCCCCACCAUCGGCCGCUGCAACAUUUCACUGCCCAUGGAGAAUGGCCUCAACUCCAUCGAGUGGCGUCUGCGGAAGGAACAGAUCAAAGGCAAAGUGACCAUCUUUGGACGGAAACUUCGGGUCCACGGGAGAAAUCUCUUAUCCAUUGACUAUGACCGGAACAUUCGCACAGAGAAGAUCUAUGAUGAUCACCGCAAGUUCACCCUGAGGAUCAUUUAUGACCAGGUGGGCCGGCCCUUUCUCUGGCUGCCUAGCAGUGGGCUGGCUGCUGUCAAUGUCUCCUACUUCUUCAACGGGCGCCUGGCAGGGCUGCAGCGUGGUGCCAUGAGCGAGAGAACAGACAUCGACAAGCAGGGUCGCAUAGUGUCCCGCAUGUUCGCUGAUGGCAAGGUCUGGAGCUACUCCUACCUGGACAAGUCCAUGGUCCUCCUUCUGCAGAGCCAACGCCAAUACAUCUUCGAGUACGACGCAUCCGACCGCCUCCUCGCUGUCACCAUGCCCAGCGUGGCCCGGCACAGCAUGUCCACACACACGUCUAUUGGCUACAUCCGUAAUAUCUACACCCCGCCUGAGAGCAAUGCUUCGGUAAUCUUUGACUACAGUGACGAUGGGCGCAUCCUGAAGACAUCGUUUCUGGGUACUGGGCGCCAGGUGUUCUACAAGUAUGGGAAGCUGUCCAAGCUGGCAGAAAUGGUCUACGACAGCACUGCGGUCACCUUUGGGUAUGAUGAGACCACAGGCGUGCUCAAGAUGGUCAACCUGCAGAGCGGUGGCUUUUCUUGCACCAUCCGCUACAGGAAGGUGGGCCCACUGGUGGACAAGCAGAUCUACCGCUUCUCUGAGGAGGGCAUGGUCAAUGCCAGGUUCGACUACACCUACCAUGGCAAUAGCUUCCGCAUCGCCAGCAUCAAGCCAGUCAUCAGCGAGACGCCACUGCCGGUCGACCUCUACCGCUAUGAUGAGAUCUCGGGUAAGGUGGAACACUUCGGCAAGUUCGGUGUCAUCUACUAUGACAUCAACCAGAUCAUCACCACGGCCGUGAUGACACUGAGCAAGCACUUCGACACGCACGGCCGCAUCAAGGAGGUGCAAUAUGAGAUGUUCCGCUCACUCAUGUAUUGGAUGACAGUACAGUAUGACAGUAUGGGCCGAGUGAUCAAGAGGGAACUGAAGCUAGGGCCCUAUGCCAACACCACCAAAUAUACCUAUGACUAUGAUGGUGACGGGCAACUGCAGAGUGUGGCUGUCAAUGACCGGCCCACCUGGCGCUACAGCUAUGACCUCAAUGGGAACUUACACUUGCUCAAUGCGGGCAACAGUGUGCGUCUCACCCCGCUGCGUUAUGACCUGAGGGACCGCAUCACUCGGCUGGGUGACGUGCAAUACAAGGUGGACGAUGAUGGCUUCCUAUGCCAACGGGGUGCUGACAUCUUUGAGUAUAAUUCCAAGGGUCUGCUCACACGGGCAUACAAUAAAGCCAGUGGCUGGAGUGUGCAGUACCGCUAUGACGGCGUGGGCCGGCGUGCUUCCUACAAGACCAACCUGGGCCACCACCUGCAGUAUUUCUACUCGGACCUACACAACCCCACGCGCAUCACCCAUGUGUACAACCACUCCAACUCGGAGAUCACUUCACUCUACUACGACCUCCAGGGCCACCUCUUUGCCAUGGAGAGCAGCAGCGGCGAGGAGUAUUAUGUGGCCUCGGACAACACAGGCACACCCCUGGCUGUGUUCAGCAUCAAUGGCCUUAUGAUCAAGCAAUUACAGUACACGGCCUAUGGGGAAAUCUACCACGACUCCAACCCCGACUUCCAGAUGGUCAUCGGCUUCCAUGGGGGGCUCUAUGACCCCCUGACCAAGCUUGUCCACUUCACGCAGCGUGACUAUGAUGUGCUGGCCGGUCGCUGGACCUCUCCCGACUACACCAUGUGGAAGAACGUGGGCAAAGAGCCUGCCCCUUUUAACCUGUACAUGUUCAAAAGCAACAACCCGCUCAGCAAUGAGCUGGACCUGAAGAACUAUGUGACAGAUGUGAAAAGCUGGCUGGUGAUGUUUGGGUUCCAACUGAGCAACAUUAUUCCUGGUUUCCCAAGAGCCAAGAUGUACUUUGUCCCACCUCCCUACGAGCUUUCCGAGAGCCAAGCAAGUGAGGAUGGGCAGCUCAUCACAGGGGUCCAGCAGACCACAGCGAGGCAUAACCAGGCCUUCCUCGCUCUGGAGGGCCAGAUCAUCACCAAGAGGCUGCAUGCCAGCGUCCGUGAGAAAGCUGGCCACUGGUUCGCCACCACCACACCCAUCAUCGGCAAGGGCAUCAUGUUCGCCAUCAAGGAAGGCCGGGUGACCACGGGCAUGUCCAGCGUGGCCAGCGAGGACAGCCGUAAGGUGGCCUCGGUGCUCAACAAUGCCUACUACCUAGAACGGAUGCACUACAGCAUCGAAGGCAAGGACACCCACUACUUUGUGAAGAUCGGCUCGGCCGACGCUGACCUGCUCACGCUGGGCACCACCAUCGGCCGCAAGGUGCUGGAGAGCGGGGUGAAUGUGACCGUGUCUCAGCCCACGCUGCUGGUCAACGGCAGGACUCGAAGGUUCACCCACAUCGAGUUCCAGCAUGCCACGCUGCUGCUCAGUGUCCGCUACGGCCUCAGCCCCGACACGGUGGACGAAGAGAAGGCGCGUGUCCUGGACCAGGCCCGCCAAAGGGCGCUGGGCACCGCCUGGCUCAAGGAGCAGCAGAGAGCCAGGGACGGGCGAGAGGGCAGCCGCCUGUGGACAGAGGGCGAGAAGCAGCAGCUUCUGGGUGCGGGCCGGGUGCCAGGCUACGAGGGCUAUUACGUGCUGCCCGUGGAGCAGUACCCGGAGCUGGCAGACAGCAGUAGCAACAUCCAGUUCUUAAGACAGAAUGAAAUGGGCAAGAGGUAACAGCAUCGCCCUGCUGCCACCCCGUACCUGGGUGGCUGAGCGCCAGUAAACUGUCCCCUCCUCUCCUAAGGAGACGAGGGCAUAGCAGGGAGCCUGGCCGAGGCGGGGUUGUGCCAGGGGUACCCAAGGGCAGACAAAGCUCACAUUUUUUGAGUUCCAAUGCCACCGUCCUAGCAAGAUGUUUCCGCCUCCUGAAGCCGACUUCGAAAAGAAAAUAAACAACAGCAACAACAACAAAAAAUAAACCAACAACAAAACCCGGAUGAAAAUUCCCCCUAGGAAAAACCCAAAAGAAUGAAUGCGCCUCACUGCGGGUCCCCCCUCUCCCCCCAACACAC
Molecule: messenger RNA, 8833 nt
Organism: Suncus etruscus (white-toothed pygmy shrew)
Lineage: Eukaryota; Metazoa; Chordata; Mammalia; Eulipotyphla; Soricidae
Gene: TENM2
Product: teneurin transmembrane protein 2
Exons: 31
Coding region: 102-8495 (2797 amino acids)
Biological process (GO): heterophilic cell-cell adhesion; signal transduction; neuron development
Cellular component (GO): membrane; neuron projection
Molecular function (GO): protein heterodimerization activity; calcium ion binding; cell adhesion molecule binding
Source: RefSeq, a predicted model, not a curated record